CAACGCUCUGCUCUGCUGUAGUCAAAGCGUGCACGCUGAAUAGCUUGUGCAGCUGUCACAGGUAAUGCUGUAAUUUUUCCCAAAUCAUCCUUUGAUUCGUGCCCUUUAUCGCAUCAGUUCUUCUAUAAACGUCUUUAUGACAUUUUCCCCCUUAAAAGCGGAAAAUGAAGAUCACCGUCCACGAGGACCAUGUGCGCAUUCUGAAAGAGCGGGCCGAACAGCAGCGGAAAGACACCGACAUCCUUCUGAGGUACACACCCGCACAACUCACCGACAUACUUGCAGUCGAUCUUUACUUCCUUCUCAACGUGCAAGAAUAUAGAAGAAUUCCUAUUCCGUCAAACGUUCUAUUUUUGCGCUACAGGGAGCGUAUAGUCCGAUAUCACCCGAACUAUCACGACGAUCGCGUGUUCAUGGCCAUACGAAACGGCUACGAAAUACUGAAAAGCACCUUUUGGAAGAAAAAGUACGACGACUAUUUCGUUGAUGAGAUUUGCGUGGAGGACAAAAACUACGGCGCAGAGUUCUACGAAUUCUUUGGCAGAUAUUUCGAGAACAUGCGAGUUUUUGCGAAGGGUGAGGCGCCUGUGCUCGGCGACCCGGGCACGCCGUUGGAACAGGUCGAAAGAUUCUACGCUUUUUGGAAGAAUUUUGAGAGCACGAGGAGCUUUGACUUCAUUGCGUAUCAUCCGGAAUACGAGAAGAUGAGCAGCUUUGAGAGGAGCAAUCACGAUAGCAAGUACAGAAAGGAGAAGAAGACGCUCUUCAAUCAGCAUGUGAUCGAGGUGCGCAGUAGUGCUGCGGUGUGCCAGCGCAAUGAUCCGAGAAUAAAAAGAGAAAAGGUUUUCGUGGAUCCCUCGCUGGUGUGCAACGGCUGGUCCGAGAACGAUGUUGUCCUGCUCAAGAGACUCACAAAAAAGUACCGGGCCGGCAACAUAGUUGACUGGAAGAGGGUUGUGAGGGAUUUCAAAAUGGAAAACGGAGCGAGAAAGAGCAUGAAGGAUCUUCUGGUCAAGAACACGCAGAUUGAGAGACUGUGCAAGUGAAUAGCGUGCAUAGGCGGUCUUUACACUAAAUUUCUUUUCUAUUUAAGUGUUUGUCGUGCUCAGCACGUUACUUUGUUGUACAAUCUGUUCCUUAGGAUGUGGUGCAACUCCCUGCUCAACUGUUGUGAGCCUGUCGAUUGCUGUUGUGUGUGCGAUAGCUGAGGAACCGUACGAUCGAAGUAGAGCGCUACUACCAAUACGCGAUCUCUUGGGCGUUUUUUAAUCGUUCAUUGCAGCCCGUUUCACUACCUCGUCAGGCCAUCGAUUUGCAAUUUAAAUUAAAUUUACUUAUCAC
Molecule: messenger RNA, 1341 nt
Organism: Vavraia culicis subsp. floridensis
Lineage: Eukaryota; Fungi; Microsporidia; Pleistophoridae
Exons: 1
Coding region: 165-1046 (293 amino acids)
Biological process (GO): 'de novo' cotranslational protein folding; regulation of translational fidelity
Cellular component (GO): cytosol
Molecular function (GO): ribosome binding; Hsp70 protein binding
Source: RefSeq, a predicted model, not a curated record